AUGGCGAUCGCUCUAACAACGCGCCAGGCAGUGCUAACACGUGCAGUCAACCGACUAACAGCUAACUUGAAGAAAUGCGAAGACUUGGGAAAAAUGGUUCUGGAAUUCCCACUAGAGGACGAUAGGAGAAGGGUGUAUGUGGCAACCAAACGAACGGAGCUGUGCAAGUGGAAGUCAAUUCUGGAGGUGGAAGUUUCCAAUGUCGCACGUGCGCUGGACCAUUACAGUUCUGCUGCUGAUGGGCUGGAUCCGCAAACCCCGUCACUGGACGAUAUACUCCAGAAGGUAAACGCCAACGUAGAGACCACGGCGCAGCAUAUGGACACGGCGUAUUCGACAUUGACGACUAUUGAAAUGUUCCUCAAAGAAUUCGACAAUGACGCGAAGAAGCACAUGGACACGGUUUCCAACAGAUCUCCUGAUGUUCCACCAAUGAACCUGGCACCUAUUCCUAUUCCGAAGUUCAGCGGACGCGUUUGGGAAUGGGAUACAUUCUGGGGGGCCUUCGAACAUUCCGUGCACUCACGCCAGAUGGACGAUCUGUACAAACUCAAUUAUCUCUUGGAUGCGCUCCAAGGGGAAGCGAGGGAAACAGUGAAACAGUACCAAAUCUCGAGAGAAACGUAUCCGCUUGUCGUUGAACAUCUGAAACGAAGGGACGGUGAGACCCAAGUGCUGGUCGAUCAGAUGAUACCCAGAGGCCUGCAAAGUCCUAACGAGCGACUGAAAGCGACCGCCUAG
Messenger RNA from Ostertagia ostertagi, 741 nucleotides. Lineage: Eukaryota; Metazoa; Nematoda; Chromadorea; Rhabditida; Trichostrongylidae. The record is from the annotation of a GenBank genome assembly.